UGAAAACAUCGCUUUGGAUCGUGUCGUUAAACUUCUAUAAAUGCACAGAAAAACGGCGAAAAUUUUGCUGAUGGUCACAUAUGUGUCAUGAAUAAUAUUUUGGGACGAUGAAGAGAGCAGCAGCUGGUGAUCAGAAACCACCUUUGGCACCAAAACCAAAGGUUCUCCCAGCACCGAAGCAAACAGAGCAUCCACCUGCUUCAAAGCUGUGUGUUUACCAGCCUUCCUCACCGGCUGUUAAAUGCAAAGUUAAGCCUGAUGUGGCACCAAAGCCAUGUCUCUCCAAACUUCCCCCUUCCGCUUUCAAUUCAAAGCACCUCACAUCCAAGGUUGGCCAUCAAGCUGUUUUACAACAAAAGUCUGACAUCACAAAGACCGUUGGUGCUUUAAAUUUCAGAAAUGAAGCGCACACUGGGAACAACAAGCCGGAGUGGGAUUACAUCAUUCCCAUCUGUGUAUGCUCUGACCGAAACUGUGCCGAUUGCUCACCAAAGGAAAACAACCAAAAUGUUCAUCAACAAAGUCCUGAUAAGUAUAAGGCAGGCAAAACCGAAGGACCCAGAAAGAACCCAUCCAAACCUCCGCUGAGAACUCCAGAAGAACAGAAGGAUUUAGUGACACCUACUUCGUCGAAGUGCAUCUCUGAACACAGUUCAUCCAAUAGUAAUCAUUUCCAUCCAACUGAAAAACCUCGGAAAACAUCCCAGAACACAGAGCCACUUAAGGCACAUCAGAGUGGUUCUGAGAUGCAAACGACCAGGAAACACCAAAACAACAUUGUUUCUAGUGUCAAUUCAUCUGUUGAUGGUGAUCCAGAACCUCUAGAAUGUCAGCAAGCACUAAAUAGUGCGCAGUAUUGUCCGUUCCCUACUAAGCCACCUGUGAAAGCACCACCAGCAGCCAUACAGCACAAAACUAAGAAGAAACAAUCCAACAUUGUCCUUCAGGAGUCAACAGGCCUUACCAAAACAGAGCUUACCGUCUUACCUGUUGAUGUAAACAAUCCAGAUCCGUUACGGAGAGAAAGUCCUAAUAACGUGAACAUCAAUGCUGCAAGACGGUAUAGAGAGAACAAAGAUCCUCAGGCCGCAAGGGGUGCUAAAGGUACCCAGGGCACCAGCCAGGGCGCUCCAACACCUGCCCCACACCAGAAGAUCCCUCAGAUGCAACAAAAUAAAACCCAGAAUGUUGGUGUACAGGCAACUGAAAAGAAAGUACAAAAUCUGGAUGCAAUCCCUGAGGUCGUUGAGAUUUCGGUGUCAAGCGGAAAACAUCUGAAGAAGAAGACCCAAAAACCUCGAGCUGAUGGCCGCAGGCACGAUAACAUUGGGGCUACAGAACUUUCAGUAGAUAGACUCCCUAAAAAGAAACCAGCGUCCAAAUCUCCACUGAGAAACGAUGGAAAAAAUGCUGAAGGACAUCCUCCUCUUGCAGUUGAGAAGAAGCAAGCAAGUGAUGUGCCAAACAAGAAGAGACUCAAGCCGAAAUCCAAGUCCUUUUCGUCAGCAGACACCCUUAAACCCGAUGGCCUCAAGAAGACCUCCUUUCUUUGGAUCAUGGACCUUGACCGUGUCAAAAAGGUGCCCAAGGUAUCUGUCAAGAGUGGACAGGCCGACGAUCUCACUCCGGUUAAGAACGAGCAGCCAGUGGACACGGAGGAAAGCCAGCGCAAAAUCUGCUCUCAGAAACCGAUGCCACUGCACAAUGGACAUCCAGAUGCACUGAAACUGAGGCAAGCAGUGAAUGGGAACAUAUUAGGAGUUGAGCAGAAUGUAGAUGAAGAUCUAGACAAUGUUGGUGAAUCUGAACAUGCAUAUGAAGAUAUCACAGAAUACGAAAACCUGCCUCCUUUUAGCACUGCAACGGCACAGAAUGCCAAUAAAUACCAAUACCAGUCUUCAAAAUAUGAGGACGAUGGUAUUUAUGAAGUUCCUGAUGUGUUCCCUGAACACUACGUAGAUGCCAAAGAGCAGCAGUUUCUUGAAAGAAAUGUGUUGAAAGAAGUGCAGGAAGUGGAUGAUACGCAUUCAGAAGAAGAUGAAGGCAGCUCAGAAGACGAGGAUAACACCGUCAAUAAAGAAAAACAGACUGAAGCGAAGAAGACCAAGGUUGCGCACAUUGUUAAUGAGAUCUUGUCUUCUGAGAAAAUAUUUGUGAAAGUUCUGAAGCUCCUCCAUGUAGUAAGUGUUCACUGA
This is a messenger RNA of Sinocyclocheilus rhinocerous, 2195 nucleotides long. RefSeq names its product FYVE, RhoGEF and PH domain-containing protein 6-like. NCBI's taxonomy places the organism in Eukaryota, Metazoa, Chordata, Actinopteri, Cypriniformes, Cyprinidae. The transcript is spliced from 5 exons. The coding region runs from base 108 to 2195 and encodes 695 amino acids. The record is from RefSeq and is a predicted model, not a curated record.